Molecule: messenger RNA, 559 nt
Organism: Paecilomyces variotii
Lineage: Eukaryota; Fungi; Ascomycota; Eurotiomycetes; Eurotiales; Thermoascaceae
Product: putative FKBP-type peptidyl-prolyl isomerase
Exons: 4
Coding region: 251-559 (102 amino acids)
Molecular function (GO): peptidyl-prolyl cis-trans isomerase activity
Source: RefSeq, a predicted model, not a curated record
UCGAGACCUCAGUUCUCACCACUAAGGUAGCUCUGAUGUCCAAUAUUAUUACGUCCCGUCCCAGAGUCAUGAUGCUCAUCUGGGACCCCACUUAGCCUGGCCGGAGCUGAGAACGUCUUAAAGCUUCGUGCCCCUCCCCGCAACAUAUACGUAGCUCUUUCUCGCAUCAAGCUCCUCUGACUUUGUUCCACCUAAAACAUAACGCUACUUCCCUUCAAAUCCUCAUUGGAAACCUCUACAGAAGACCAAAAUGCCGGAACAACAAAAGUGGACGAGAACUGUCCUCAAAGAGGGUGAUAAGCAGAAUUUUCCUAAGAAGGGUGACCUCGUCAGCAUCCACUACACAGGAUGUCUGUACGACCCAUCGAAGGAACAUAACAUGGGAAAGCAAUUUGAUAGCUCUGAAAACCCAGAAGCAAACAGGGGACCUCUCAGCACCCGUAUUGGGGUGAAAAAUGUGAUCCAAGGUUGGGAUGAAGGAGUUUUGGAGAUGAGUCUCGGGGAGCAGAGCAUCUUGACCAUUCCUGGACCAUAUGCAUAUGGUGACAGGUAUGUUUAA